Molecule: messenger RNA, 599 nt
Organism: Colletotrichum phormii
Lineage: Eukaryota; Fungi; Ascomycota; Sordariomycetes; Glomerellales; Glomerellaceae
Exons: 1
Coding region: 126-425 (99 amino acids)
Source: RefSeq, a predicted model, not a curated record
CGAAAAUAACCGUCUGCGCAGAUGCUCACGCAAACAUUCAAUAAACACCUCCCCCUAAAAAGCCUCCGCCACAACCCGUAUCCCGUCUGACUGUACUCUGCAGCCCGAACAUCCACAAACCUCGAAUGACUCCCGUCUUACUCCCCCCAACCAAAUACCUCGUCUCUCAAGCACCCAAUCCACAUCUGAAUUUCUUCCGUCUCCCUUUCCCGGAAUUUUCAACCUCCAAAAAACUUUCCCAUACGAGAAUGCCCCCGAAUUCUCACGAUCCAGAUCCAUUCUAUCGACUUAUCCACCACACCUCUCUCCCCCACUACCACGCAGACCAAAAACCCACCCGUAACCCACCACGAUGCUUACCUCAGACGCUUCCACCCUCCAACACCUUCAUCAACUCGCCCAGAUCGUCUAGUUGGUUAGGAUGAUACGUUGUGGUUCUUCUAUACAGCGAUCCGUGUUGACGGCGGUUCGAAUCCGCCUCUGGGCAGUACGAACUGAUCCAUCUGGGUCAGGUUCAUUUUUCCCCCCCGCCUUUUGUGAUGCAACAUUUUGAGGCUUUCUUUUCGCCUCUUUUCCUUUUCCUUUUCUUCUGCGCAGCU